GUCAUUAUCAUCUGACAGCAAGCGACGGAAAGAAAACAUUGGACUAGUUCAUAGAUAACGUUGUUACAUUACAUUACAAGGAGGUGUUUGAUGUGCCCUAUCGGGGUAACAUGGCUGCGAGCUUUGCCCCGCCGAGGCUCGCCGACUUCCUUCUCACCGAGAAGCUCGGGAGCGGCACGUACGCUACGGUUUACAAAGCCUUCAGGAAGACAGAUAACAGGGAGGCGGUGGCUGUGAAAGUUGUUAGUAAGAGAAGCCUCAAUAAGUCGUCAGUGGAAAACCUGCUGACUGAGAUAGAGAUCUUGAAGACUGUCCGCCAUCCUCAUAUUGUCCAUCUUAAAGACUUCCAGUGGGACAGUGAGAAUAUUUACCUCAUCCUGGAAUGGUGUUCUGGGGGAGAUCUUUCCAGUUCCAUCCGUAGCCGGCGGAUCCUUCCCGAGGGAGUGGCACGCCGCUUCCUGCAGCAGAUUGCGUGUGCUCUGAAGUUCCUCCACGAGAAGAACAUCUCCCACCUGGACCUCAAGCCUUCCAACAUUCUGCUGAGCGGCACAGUGCUGAAACUAGCAGAUUUCGGCUUCGCUCAGUACAUGUCUCCGUGGGACGAGCAGAGCUCUCUCCGGGGCUCCCCACUAUACAUGGCUCCAGAGAUGGUGUGCAGGCGACAGUAUGAUUCCCGAGUUGACCUCUGGUCUGUGGGGGUCAUCCUGUACGAGGCGUUGUUUGGCCGUGCCCCGUUUGCCUCGCGCUCCUACACUGAGCUGGAGGAGAAGAUCCGCAGUGACAGAGCCAUUGAGCUGCCUCCUGGUGCCAGAGUAUCCCGGGACUGCCGGGAUCUGUUACUCCGGCUGUUGGACAGAGAUCCGGACUCCCGUAUUUCCUUCGAUGAGUUCUUCCUGCAUCCUUUCGUUGACCUGGAGCACAUGCCCUGUGCUGAGAGCCUAGGCAAUGCGAAGAAGCUGGUGCUCCAGGCUGUGCAGAAGGAUCAGGAGGGUGAGAGGACUGCUGCCCUGUCUCUCUACUGCAGCGCUCUGGAGCACUUUGUCCCUGCCAUCCACUAUGAAACAGACAGGCAGAGAAAAGAGGCUCUCAGACAGAAGGUCAACCAGUACGUGUCUCGAGCUGAAGAACUAAAAGCACUGGUGGCUUCGGACAACAAAAUCAGCUUUGAGAAUGCCAAGUCAUCAAGGGACAUAUUGAGGGAAAUGUCCAGGGACAAGCCUCGCCUAUUUGCUGCUCUGGAUUUAGCCGCAGCUGCUGUUGCCAAGGAGGAGUGUGGGAUGGAGGACCAUGACACGCUGGACCUGUAUCAGCAGAGUCUCGGCGAGCUGCUGUUGGCCUUGGCUGCGGAGUCUCAGGGCCGUAGGAGAGAGCUGCUACACAGUGAGAUUAAGAGUUUGAUGAGUAGAGCUGAAUACCUUAAGGAACAGAUAAAGAUGCGGGAAGCCCAGAAAGAUGUCUCCUUGGAUAAAGACCCUGUCUCUGAAUCUGUGCGGACAUCAUGUUGCCUACAGUAACCAUGGCUGACUCACCACGGCAACCGUCGGACUUGUCCUGCAAGGUCAUGUGACCAGACUGGAGGGUGACCCAUGCACUUUAGUAUUGAAAGAAAGAAAAACCAAACAGGAAUCUGAUUGGUCCCCACAUGACAACAGCCUUCAUAGCCACGUGGGUACAGACAACAGCCAGUGUUUCAUCGUACAGUAGUAGUAGCAGUCAGUUUGCAUCAUACACAUACCACACCCAAUAUUCGAAACGUUUUCCACAUCACAGUCAGUUUGCAUAUUAUACAGCACUCAAUAUUUAAAAAAAAAACAUUUAUUGUAGAAAAAUCAUUUGCUGUACAAGAUCAUGAAAAUUGGAGGAAUUCCUGUAAUCAUGUUGAACACCUCGCAGUUCUUACUGUGUCUUUAUUCAGUUCUGCGGUUCUUACUGUGUCUUUAUUCAGUUCUGCGGUUCUUAUUGUGUCUUUAUUCAGUUCUGCGGUUCUUACUGUGUCUUUAUUCGGUUCUGCGGUUCUUAUCGUGUCUUUUUGCAGAGUCACACUUUGCUUUCUGCUUUUGAUGCAUCUUUUGUGCGAGCCCUUGCACAUGCAUGUACAUGCAUGCACACGCAAGCACACGCUCGCACACAUACACACACACACACACACCCCUCGCUGCAGUUUGCACGCAGAACGUGUGUUGAUGACGGGGGUUCCCGGGCCGUGUGGCUUCUGCUCUGUUUGUCCUGCCCUCGAAUUUACUUUCAGGCCACGCCCAUAUCAAGCGCUGGAACGUUCUUUCUGCUUGCCUCUCAUGCCACCAGUUAACAGUUUAGACUGGUGUCACUGGUGCUGCGGUGCUGUGGGACUCCUGCUUUUUACUGCAUCCCAGCUGUGGUCCCAGUACAGAAAUGUAGAACAAUGGUUGGGGUGGUUAGUUGUGAUGGUACAUUGACUACGUGUGCUGUAGAGACUUGGGAUUUAAAGAGUUAAGGUUAUCAUUGUGAUCUACUAAACACCAGACUGCUGUGUGGGGAAAAAAAAGACUUUCUGUUUGUUUAGGCUUUUUUAUAAAAUAUAUAUUUUUGGUUCUUAUUUAUUGAAUGUUACAAAGUCUACAAAGGAAAUAAAGAGACUAAAUCUUA
This is a messenger RNA of Electrophorus electricus (electric eel), 2625 nucleotides long. RefSeq names its product unc-51 like kinase 3 (gene ulk3). Gene Ontology annotation, molecular function: ATP binding; protein serine/threonine kinase activity. Lineage: Eukaryota; Metazoa; Chordata; Actinopteri; Gymnotiformes; Gymnotidae. Gene Ontology annotation, biological process: piecemeal microautophagy of the nucleus; protein autophosphorylation; regulation of autophagy. The record is from RefSeq and is a predicted model, not a curated record. Gene Ontology annotation, cellular component: phagophore assembly site membrane; autophagosome; cytoplasm.